AUGAGCUCAAUAAAAGCCAUUUCUCAGGUGCAAGCAAUGUUACCCUGCCCUGAUUUCAGUCUAGACUUUCUCUCCCUUUCUGCUCAUGCCGCUGUUGCUUGCCGUGCUCUAUCAGUUGCUGUCGCGUCUCUAUCCCAUCUGCUAAAUUUUUUAUCCUUAGGGAAAUCAAUGCCAACGACUGAAGUCAUGGUUCUUCGCACCCUUGUCACAGUCCUAAUGCAAGAGCCUGGCAACGAGUCUGAUAUCCUCAAAUACGAUUGCCUGAACUUGGACCUGACAGCUUCCUUGGGAAAGGCGAAGUUGGAAGACGGGAAUGGAAUUGGUUUGCAAAUUUUUAGUAUUAAGGUUUAUGGCGAAGUGGAGGGAAACAAUGUGAUGGUUUGCAAAUCACUGAUAUUGACUGUGUCAGCCAUGAUAGCUGAUGAGAAGCAAAGAAAUGCAACAUUGCUGGAUACCGAAGUCAAACAAGCCAUUGAACUGCCAGAUAGAGCUGGAAAGAUACUAACGUUAAUUGCAGCUGGAACUCGAUCAGGUGACGAUCAGAUCACCACCCUAGGCGUUAGUGCCUCACAAGGGCCGCGGUCCAACCCUGAAGUAGCUACCUUCUGCUUAAAUACGUGCCUCUCGUCCCUCCUCGCUUCCCCUUUGCCAGAUUAUCAAUGUGUGGCUCUUGUUCUCAGGAAACGGAUUUCAGUGGCUGCCAUUCAUAAGGGGAAUACAGAUGAUGAUGUAGUUUAUGGGGCACACAAGCAAGCAUACCGGAUCAUGGUGGGGUUGAAGGAAGGGGAGUAUCGGAGUGAAGAGGGGAAAUGGCUUGCCAUGACAGCAUGGAAUCGCGCUGCUCUCUCAGUGAGGCUGGGGUAUAUUGAGUCAGCAAAGAAGUGGAUGGAUAUUGGAUUGGAACUGGCUGGGAAGGUUCCAGAAAUGCAAACUUAUAGAUAG
Molecule: messenger RNA, 942 nt
Organism: Ilex paraguariensis (yerba mate)
Lineage: Eukaryota; Viridiplantae; Streptophyta; Magnoliopsida; Aquifoliales; Aquifoliaceae
Source: the annotation of a GenBank genome assembly